AAAGCCGGCAGUGGCUGGUAAACAACAUUGUAGUUCGGAAGCUUCACGAUGAUGGAGCGCGUAUGUGUAACGGUGUUAGCCCUCGCGAGUGUAGUGACAGCAACCCCUCACGGGUAUGGAGUGAAGGGCGGUGCCGCAGCCAAAGCUGGCGCGGCCGCAACAGCGGGUGCUUUCGGUGGGUUCGGUGAUAUCCCUGUCGCUCUUACUAAGGGCGGAGGAUUCUCAGGCAGCUAUUCUAACUCCGCAUCAUCAAGCUUUGCCGCCUCAAGCGCCAGUUCCAGUGCUAGCUCAUUCAGCUACAGUGGGUCUGGUAGCCUAACAGGAUUGCCCGUCGGAACAAAAUGUACGGGUGGCUGUUCAACUGGAAGCGACAUUUCGGGUCUACAAGGGUCUGGCAACACCGGAAUUGGACAAACCUACAGUGGAGCUAACGCCGGAGCUACGGCUGGAUCAGUCGCCGUGCCCGGCUCAUAUGGUGCACACAACACACCAUGUACUAGUGGUGACUGCUCGAACACAAAACCAGUUUGUGAAGGAUCUAGCUGUGGUGUAGGCACAGCUGCCGAUAAAAAAUGCGCAUCCGGUGACUGUGCUUCAAGCACUCAACCAAAUGAAGACGGAUCCAAUGAUAUACCAGUCUUUACAAGUGGAGCUGCAAAACCAUCGUCUUACGAUACUACAGUAUCUGGAUCGGGUACUGGAUGUACUUCUGGAAGCUGUGGCCAAAAGACUGCAUCAGCCUCUAAGGUAUCAUCAUCGUCUUAUGCGUCAUCAGAUGCUAUUCCUAGCGCAACAGCUGCAAUCGACAAUAAACCUUCCACUUCGUUAUUGACUCCUAAAGUUGAUGGGCCUUGCACAGCACCCAACUGCGGUUCAUACUCUGAUGACGCUUAUGACAAGGAUAAACCAUCUAGCUACAAUGUUCCCGCCCAUACAGUAGGUUCUGACAGUAAAGUCCCAUGCACAUCUGGUAAUUGUGGAAAUGAUCAAACAAAUAACUGUGCAUUCGGAAACUGCGCAGGUCAACCAUCAAAUUCAGCUGUUUCUUCUGCUAAAUCUCCAAGUAACUCAAGAGGAGACUUGCCAGAUUUUGUACCAUUAGUACCAACACAAUCAUCUGGAAUACCUGCAACUUCUCUGUCGAACAGUCCAAGCUAUUCUCUUUCUGGUCCUACGAAAUCGCCAUUUGUGAACGCUGCAACUGGUGUCAACGGCAUUUCCGGAUCAGUGGACACAUCUAAAUCCAUCAGUGCUACUUCUGGAGCUUCGGAUAAAAUUCCUUACCACGGUGGAUUCGGAGGACCUCCCGGUAUUUUAAAACCGAAUGAGUUCGGCGCUCCGUCAAAGAUUCCUACAUCGAACUAUAAUCCUGUUGCACCCCUUGGAUCGGGCAGUCAUCCAACUUUGUGUACUUCUGGCAACUGCAAUUCACAACCUAAUCCGUCCAACAAACCUAUAACGCCAGCCAAUUCUUAUAAUCCAACUGGCUGUACUUCUGGAAAUUGUGGUGCUCAAACUUCGGCUACUGGGCCUCACUACAAACCUACGUCACCAACAGGGUCACUUACACCGACAGCUCCCUCAGGUUCAUACAAUCCUGGUUGUGCGUCUGGCAAUUGUGGCUCUCAACCUGUUUCAACGGCCCCUCAAUAUGGACAAAAUGGUUCCUAUAAACCAACAGGCUCAUAUACUCCAUCAUCAUCAUACUCGCCAACUGGCUGUACUUCCGGAAACUGCGUUACUUCGUCGGUUCAAACUACACAACAUGUGCAAAGUGGUUCAUACAAACCCAUUGGUUCUACAGGCUGUUUUUCUGGGAAUUGUGGUCCCCAAGAUGUCCCUUCCUCCCCUCAGUAUGGAUCUAGUGCUUUCCCCAAACCAAUAACACCUACAGGAUCAUAUACCCCAACUGUGCCUUCAGGGUCAUACACACCUACAGGUUGUGUGGCUGGAAAUUGUGGUACUCAACCAAACCCGUCAUCUCCUCAGUAUGAAACUAGCGGUUCUUACAAACCGACAGCGCCCACGGGUUCCUAUACUCCAUCGAGGCCUUCAGGAUCGUAUACGCCUACAGGCUGCUCGUCUGGAAAUUGUGGCUCCCAACCUAUAUCAUCAUCUCCUCAGUAUGGCCCAAGCGGCUCUAAUCAGCCGACAGGACCCACAGGAUCGUAUACACCAACAGGCCCUUCUGGAUCAGGUAUACCUACUGGCUGCACUUCUGGAAAUUGUGGUUCACAACCCAUUCCAUCGUCUCCGCAGUAUGGACCCGUUGGUUCCUCUAAACCAAUAGGACCUACAGGAUCGUAUGCUUCGACAGGAUGCGAUUCGGGUAAAUGUGGUUCACAACCUACUCUAUCGUCGUCUCAGCCUGGGCCAAGUGGCUCCUACAAACCAACAGCGCCCGCAGGAUCAUACACUCCAUCAAGUCCUUCAGGAUCAUAUACGCCUACAGGCUGCUCGUCUGGAAAUUGUGGCUCCCAGCCAGUACCAUCAUCUCCCCAGUACGGACCAAGUGGGUCCUACAAGCCAACUGGACCCACAGGAUCAUACUCACCCACAGGCUGCACUUCAGGAAAUUGUGGAUCGCAACCUAUUCCAUCAUCUCCGCAAUAUGGAUCCACUGGUUCCUCUAAACCAACAGGACCUGCAGGAUCGUUAGCUCCGACAGGCUGCGCUUCAGGAAAUUGCGGGUCACAGCCGGCUCAAAUCUUCCCUCAAAUUGGUUCCUACAAACCUAUAGGAUCAUAUAAUCCAACAACCUCAGGAUCUUACACUCCAAUAGGUUGUUCAUCUGGAAAUUGUGGAUCCCAGCCACAAAAUGGUUCAUAUAAACCGACAGCACCAACAGGGACAUAUGCCCCAACCGGCCCCACUGGAUCAUACACACCUUCCGGCUGCGCAUCUGGAAACUGUGGAACAGAGCCUGGCCAUAAUACUCCAACAUCUGCAGGAUCCACGAGUUCGGGUGUUUCUGGCGGUCAAUAUAAACCAACUGGAGCUUCUUGCACCGGUGGAACAUGUGGAACCUUUUCUCAGGAUCAAAGCAGCUCGUCAAGUGGAGUUCAACACAAACCAUCACAUGGAUUUGGCGGACCUCCGGGUUUAUUAAAACCUAAUGAAUUCAACAUACCUUCAAAUGCUCCUGCUUCUCAUUAUAAACCAACGUCACCAACCAGUCAGGUUGGCAUUAGUUCUACAGCACCUGUAGCAUCUUACAAUCCGGCACCAUGCACUUCUGGAGCAUGUGCAGUUCAACCUGGACACUCUACAUCUCAGCAUGGCCAAAGUAGUGUGUCAGGAUCUCACUCAGUAGCUGGCGCUGCGGCUAGCGCUAAUGCAGUUAUUUACACCGGAGGUUUUGGUGGCCCGCCAGGUCUAUUGAAACCCUACGAUGAUGGCAAAUUGGUUAUACCUCCGGGUUUUGGCGGAAAGGGUGCUCAAAUUGGAGGCAAUUUCGGGAGUGCUCCAGGUGCUAUUCAUUCAUCAUACGGCAAGUCAUUAGAUGGCGUUGGAGCAGAAGCAAAUCUUGGAGCUGGAGCUCAUGCGGGUGCUGUAGCGGGAUCAUCGGCUGGCGCUUACACUGGAUCUGACCACCAUGGCAAUAACCACGCGGCUGGAGGGUGUAAAGGUGGCUGUGGGUCGGGUGGUACUACGGGUUUCGGACUCAACGGUGCUGUGGCCAAGAGCACAGCCAAUGCAGUAAGCGGGGCCAGCGCCGGCGCGUACGGCGGCAGCUUUGCCAGUAGUUCGGCUUCAGCACACGCAUCUGCGGGCGCCGCCACUAAAGGAGGUUACGGCAAAAGAUAAGAUGACUUCACCAUAUCAUUCGCCCACAUACGUGAACCCAAGACUUAUUAAGAUGACAUGAUUAGAAUAAUGGUGUGACUCAAGUUGAUGUAACUAUUGCUACUUGUAAUAUAAACAUUGUAAGAUAAUUGUAGCCAUAUACGUAGAGAUACUGAUUUAUAUUGUUAAGUAUUUAUACAAUACUAAAUUAAUAGCUUUCUACUGAAUUAAUAUAAGUAAAUAGAACGUGAAAGCGCCUGUA
Molecule: messenger RNA, 4048 nt
Organism: Pectinophora gossypiella (pink bollworm)
Lineage: Eukaryota; Metazoa; Arthropoda; Insecta; Lepidoptera; Gelechiidae
Gene: Cb10
Exons: 3
Coding region: 49-3807 (1252 amino acids)
Source: RefSeq, a predicted model, not a curated record